GACAGUGACGUUUCAAGUUAACCUCAAUGAUAUGGCACCGUUAAUCGCUUUGUUUUGAAAAUUAAUAAAAAGUAUUGCUGUAUUAUUACCUAUUCUGUUAUUAUCAAUAAAAUAAAAUUAGCGGUUAGAUAACGUUUAUCUUAAUUUUUUUCUUUAUGUGCAAAAAAUGAUAACGUUGGCUGUGUAAAGAACAAUCUACUGAUUACAACUUACCCUUCUUAUUGAGUUUAGACAAGAUUAUCACCAAAAAGAGUGCAUAAUUCAGGACAGGAACCUAUUUAAAAUGUCUAACAAAUACAGUGACACGGAAAUUAUAAUACGUCGCGCCGUAAAGGACGAUAUGCUAGCAGUCACCGAAAUGAUACAAGAGCUCGCUGACUUUGAGAAAAUGUCUGAAGGCCCUAAAAUAACAGUUAAAGAUCUGCAACGCGAUGGUUUCGAGUGUAGCCCACCUGCAUUCAGGUGCCUAGUAGCAGAACUUAAGAAGGGAACAGGUACAAUAAUAGCUGGGUAUGCUAUCUACUUCCCUAUCUACUCCACUUGGGAGGGUCGCUCCAUGUUGCUAGAGGACCUGUACGUGAGGACGAGCGAGAGGCGACGCGGGCUUGGCGAUAAACUAUUCGAUGCUGUUGCUAAUGAAGCACAUUCUGAAGGUUGCUGCAGAGUGGAUUUCCAUGUUUUGGAAUGGAAUAAUGCAAGAUCAUUUUAUGAAAGCAAAGGUGCAGUCAACUUGACAGGCUGGGAGCAGUGGUGCCUCUACCGCCUCACAGGCCAAGCAUUAGAGAACGCUGCACGAAACGCUAGCGAGAAAUAAAACCAGACAAAUAAGUGCAUUAAUAAGUUUAAUGUAAUAUUGUACAUUUCUCUUCACAACUAAGAGAUCCAUUUUAUAUGUUGUUAUCAAAAGAUUUAAAUAAAGUGUUUGGGAAAUGCA
Molecule: messenger RNA, 934 nt
Organism: Maniola jurtina (meadow brown)
Lineage: Eukaryota; Metazoa; Arthropoda; Insecta; Lepidoptera; Nymphalidae
Product: thialysine N-epsilon-acetyltransferase
Exons: 4
Coding region: 284-814 (176 amino acids)
Molecular function (GO): N-acetyltransferase activity
Source: RefSeq, a predicted model, not a curated record